This is a messenger RNA of Aegilops tauschii subsp. strangulata, 441 nucleotides long. Lineage: Eukaryota; Viridiplantae; Streptophyta; Magnoliopsida; Poales; Poaceae. The record is from RefSeq and is a predicted model, not a curated record.
AUGACAAGCGCCCCCACCGUCAUCCUCUGCUUCGCCGUCGGGGCCAGGUACUGCGAGGAGCAGGAGAAGAAGCGCAUUGCUGUCCUGGCCGCUGCCCGCACCAAGGCGCACAAGGCCGCAGGUCCGUCCCGUCGCCGUCGCAAGUCAAAGGCGAAGGACAUGCCCCCUCAGCAGAGGGGCCAUGGCAAGCGUGAGGGCCAGGCUGGGAAGGGCAACAAGAGCAACGCCGGCGGCCGUGGCGGCACCCAGAACGUCCCCAAGCACGGCGGUGGCGGUGGCAGCCGCGGGAAGCACGGUGGCGGCGGCCACGGCGGCAACCAGAGCGUCCCCAAGCACGGCGGUGGCGUUGGCGGCCGCAGGAAGCACGGCGGCGGCGGCGGCCGCGGCGGGGCGAACCAGGGCGGUGGCCGCGGCGCCGGCGGCCGCAGGGCUCGCGGCUGA